Molecule: messenger RNA, 3475 nt
Organism: Drosophila persimilis
Lineage: Eukaryota; Metazoa; Arthropoda; Insecta; Diptera; Drosophilidae
Product: potassium channel subfamily K member 18
Exons: 3
Coding region: 300-3236 (978 amino acids)
Biological process (GO): stabilization of membrane potential; potassium ion transmembrane transport
Cellular component (GO): membrane
Molecular function (GO): potassium ion leak channel activity
Source: RefSeq, a predicted model, not a curated record
CAUCUAUCAUCCGUAUAUGUAGAUACAUUCUUAUAUGUACAUAUAUGUAUGUACCUAGAAAAGAUAUCGAGCAAUUCCAAAUUCAUUUACAGUUGCAGCAAUUUCCGUUACGCGGAUCAAGUGUACACGAACGAUCCGUUGAGGCACUAUAAAAAGAAAUUGCACCCCGAAAGUGAUAUAAUUACAUCGAGAAAUUCGUUUUGCUUUGGAUGGGGAAAAUGAAAAUAUGAACCAGUUAUAAAUAGACGACAUGAGCCAGAGCUAACCCAAAGAUAGAACGAGAAAGUAGCACACUGGACAUGGAUAUGGACUCGGCGCAGGCAGCCGCAGCAUCUGUCGAGGCCAGGCAGCACCAGCGCCACCGUCGCCGCUUAGGACGCAGCCAGCGCGAGCAGACACCCAUUACACAGCACCAGCGGGUGGGGGUGGGGGAGGAUGAUGGUCCUGGUCCUGAUCCUGAUCCCUCACCGCAGAUGGUGCGCAUGCAGAUACGUCCGCCGGGCACUCUGUCCGCACACGAGAGCAAGAUCCUGCGUCGGAGGGACAAGACAUUUGCCAGUGCCGCGAGCAGAAGCCAAUCGCAGCCCCGCGAGGCAGAAAAGCUGAGCAGUCCGGACGCCGUGCAGCUUAUCAAGCAUCGCAGCCUGUCCUCGCCCCGCCACAAGGAGGAGUCCAGCGAGAGCGAGCUGACCACGGGCAGCUCCUACACCCCCAUAGCAAUCCCGCAGCCGAGCCCCGCCAGUGGUGGCCACAACGACACGCUCAGCCGACUUGAGCAGAACUUGCAACGGUUCGAGGACGAGCGCAGGCGCUUCGAGGCCGAGAAAAGGCUCUUCGAGCGAGAGAAGCGGGAGCACAAGCAGCGCCAUCGCCAGCAGCUGGACAACGAGGAACGGAAGAGACUGCUCCAAAACUACCGCAAGCUCAGCGAUCGCAUCCAGCUGCCACAGGACGACGAAGAGCGUCGCCGGCUCAUCCACAGUCUGCGCCUGCAGCGGCACGAGACGCCAAAGGUACGCAGUCGGAACCGAAGCAGCGGCUAUGAGGAAUCCUCCACGCAGUUCAGCUCUUCCGAAGCGGAUGCGGUAGAGGAGAUACCCACGCGAAGGCCCAUAAAGCCGCCACAGAGCUACGUGGCUGCCCCCAUUCGAGGAGCUCCACCUCCGCCACCGUCAGCCCUCCCAAAACCGGAGGAUCGUCGUACCGUCAGUCGAAACAACUCCCUGUCGCCGGUGCGACCUCAACGGCGCUCCAAGACCCCCGAGCAGCGGGCGGAGAUCAGUCGCAAGCACGAAUAUGUCGAAGUGGGGGAAUCCCAGACAGACUCCUACAGGGCGCGACCCUCGGAGGCGGAACAGCAGUCGGAGCUGAUGCAGAAGUACAUGGAGGCGGCGGAGAGAGCGGCCAAGGCGGAGGCAGCCUUGGCCCAGACCCUGGCGGGGGAGGGAGUGCGAAGGAGUGCCAGCCUGCGUCUGGCCGAGCUCGAGCCGGGACGCAAGGUGGAGGGCAAACGCAGCUCCAGCCUUGAGAGGCCACUGAGAUCCAAGCGAUCCGCCAGCCUGGAAAGGGGCAAGGAAGCGGAACAAAUCGAUGUCCCAACCAAAUCGGAUGAGCCCCCAGCAGAACCUGAACCAGAAUUGUCCACAACCGAAGACACCAUUUCGAAAGUGGAACCCAAAGCGACGUUCCUGCAACGCCUGCGCAAUCUGUUCAAGCGAAAGCAGAAGGUGGACAAAGUGGAAAGCAUUGUCGUGAAAGAUUUGGCUACAGAACCGCUGCCCGACAAUAUCAUUUCCCGUCCAUUUGUGUCCCACUUCUGGCUGGAGGCACGGCACGAGUGGCGACGCCUCAAGAUGGACUACCCGCGGCGCAUGGAGGAGCUGCGAUGCCUGCGAAACACCUGCAUCUCGCACUGCAUUUGCCUGGCCCUCCUGCUGGGCUUCGGUGGCCUUAUGUUCCGCUACACGGAGGGGGCCUCCGAGAACAUCUACAAGUGCGAGGUGCGCAAGGUCAAGCGCGAUUUCAUCGACAACCUGUGGACCGUCAGCCACAACAUGAGAGAGGAUGACUGGAAGUCUAUGGCCCGUCAGAAGCUGCGAAAAUUCGAGGAUGAGCUGAAUACGCUGGCCGAGAUGGGACUGCGUCGGUAUCCGGGCCAGAAGUCCUGGAACUUUGUCAAUUGCUUUAUCUUCUGUUGGACCGUAAUCACGACCAUAGGUUACGGCCACAUAACACCCAAGACAAAGCUGGGACGGUCCCUGACUAUCAUCUAUGCGAUCAUCGGCAUUCCCAUGUUCCUGAUCGUGUUGGCCGAUCUGGGCAAGCUCUUCACGCGCUGCGUCAAGUUCCUGUGGGCCUAUGUGCGCCGGGUGUACUACACUCGCUCCUGCCGCCGCAUCCGGAAACAGCAGCAGAUCCGUGACGCGAUGACCGGCUUCAAUACGGUCUACGACAUGGCCAUGCGGCGGCCUAGCAUGUUCUUCGGCAAGUCGGCGGAGGAAGAGGCCGAGUCACAGGCGGAUGCCGAGGCGGGCAGGUCUUUGGGCACAUCGCACCCGGAGACACCCACAUCGCCGUACCCGGAGACCUAUGAAGUGGACGAUGAGUUCAAUCUGCCCGUUUCGGUGGCCUCCCUGCUGCUCAUCUCCUACAUCCUGCUGGGCACUGCCGGCUACGUGAUGCUGGAGUCCGACUGGGAAUUGCUGGACUCUUUCUACUACGUCUUCAUCUCAAUGUCCACCAUCGGCUUUGGCGACCUGGUGCCCAGCAAUCCCUUCUAUGUGAUGGUCAGCAUGAUAUACCUGAUCUUCGGCUUGGCCCUCACCUCCAUGUUCAUCAACGUGGUGCAGAUCAAGCUCAGCGAUCACUUCAAACGGGCCAGCGCCAAGGUGGGGGCCACCAUCGGCAUGGGCAUGGCCAGCGAGUUCGGUGACGAGGGCGGCAGUCAGCUGAAGACCCCCUCGGAGCUGGCAUCGGUGCACGGCUCGCGACUGGACCGCAUCGAGGAGGAUGGCCAAGAGCAGUCGUUGACCCACCCAGCUAUGAAUGGCUCUGGAGCCAGUCCUCCUCCCCUGACGUCCAUCCUGCGGGCACCGCGCCCACUGUCGCCAAUGGAUACGAAUGGAAACCAGGCUGCGGAUGUGCCUCCGCCUCUGAUGCCCAAGCGUCAGGUGUCUGUGGAUCCCCAGCCGCCAGCGGAGGGGGAAAAGAAGAAGAAGAAGCACAGGUUCUUCUAGAACUAUUUCUAAAAGCUCUGAGAUCGUGAGAGUCGCCGGAACCGUGAUCCCACGUUUUCUAAUACUAGAAAACCUCAUAAAUGACAAGGAAAAUUUGAGUCGAAAUAACACGUAUGCUGUUCUGUGAGAGCAGUUAUACAUCACAUUACAUACACAUUUUAAUGAAUUUGUUAUUUAAUUGUACUUCCCAUCAUUCUAGGAUAAGCUUAAAGUUAAAGAUUAAAGAUUAUAGACAAAUA